Tupaia belangeri chinensis (Chinese tree shrew) is the source of this 11345-nucleotide messenger RNA. It is a transcript of the gene SPEN, whose product is annotated as spen family transcriptional repressor. The record is from RefSeq and is a predicted model, not a curated record. Gene Ontology annotation, molecular function: RNA binding. NCBI's taxonomy places the organism in Eukaryota, Metazoa, Chordata, Mammalia, Scandentia, Tupaiidae.
AUAUGGCCGAGUGGAAAGUGUCAAAAUUCUCCCCAAGAGGGGAUCUGAAGGAGGAGUGGCUGCCUUUGUGGAUUUUGUGGACAUCAAAAGUGCACAGAAAGCUCACAACUCUGUCAACAAAAUGGGUGAUAGAGACCUACGCACGGAUUAUAAUGAACCAGGCACCAUUCCGAGUGCUGCUCGGGGAUUGGAUGAUACAGUUUCCAUAGCAUCUCGUAGUAGAGAGGUUUCUGGGUUCAGAGGAGGUGGUGGAGGGCCUGCUUAUGGCCCCCCACCAUCACUUCAUGCACGAGAAGGACGUUAUGAGCGGAGACUUGAUGGGGCUUCAGAUAACAGGGAGCGUGCUUAUGAACAUAGUGCCUAUGGACACCAUGAACGGGGGACGGGAGGAUUUGAUCGGACAAGACAUUACGAUCAGGAUUACUAUAGAGAUCCUCGAGAGCGGACUUUACAGCAUGGGCUCUAUUAUACUUCUCGGAGUCGAAGUCCAAACCGCUUUGAUGCUCAUGACCCCCGAUACGAACCUAGGGCUCGGGAGCAGUUUACACUGCCCAGUGUGGUACACAGGGAUAUCUACAGGGAUGAUAUUACCCGGGAGGUACGAGGCAGAAGGCCAGAGCGGAAUUACCAGCACAGCAGGAGUCGGUCACCACAUUCAUCCCAGUCUAGAAAUCAGUCUCCUCAGAGACUGGCUAGCCAAGCGUCUAGACCCACACGAUCCCCUAGUGGCAGCGGCUCUAGAAGUAGAUCCUCCAGUAGUGAUUCAAUCAGCAGCAGCAGCAGUACCAGCAGUGACAGCAGCGAUUCCAGCAGUAGUUCAAGUGAUGACUCUCCAGCCCGAUCAGUUCAGUCUGCGGCAGUCCCAGCACCCACCUCCCAGUUGCUUUCAUCUCUGGAGAAAGAUGAGCCCCGUAAAAGUUUUGGGAUCAAGGUUCAGAAUCUUCCAGUACGCUCUACAGAUACAAGCCUUAAAGAUGGCCUUUUCCAUGAAUUUAAGAAAUUUGGAAAGGUGACCUCAGUGCAGAUACAUGGAGCUUCAGAAGAGAGGUAUGGGCUGGUAUUUUUCCGGCAGCAAGAGGACCAAGAAAAAGCAUUGACUGCAUCAAAAGGAAAGCUUUUCUUUGGCAUGCAGAUCGAAGUAACAGCGUGGAUAGGGCCAGAAACGGAAAGUGAAAAUGAAUUUCGCCCAUUGGAUGAAAGGAUAGAUGAAUUUCACCCCAAAGCAACAAGAACUCUCUUUAUUGGCAACCUUGAAAAAACCACUACUUACCAUGACCUUCGCAAUAUCUUCCAGCGCUUUGGAGAAAUUGUGGAUAUCGAUAUUAAGAAAGUGAAUGGAGUUCCUCAGUAUGCAUUUUUGCAAUACUGUGAUAUUGCCAGUGUUUGUAAAGCUAUUAAGAAGAUGGAUGGGGAAUACCUUGGAAAUAAUCGCCUCAAGCUGGGUUUUGGGAAGAGCAUGCCUACCAACUGCGUAUGGUUAGAUGGGCUUUCUUCAAAUGUGUCGGAUCAGUAUCUAACACGACAUUUCUGCCGUUAUGGGCCUGUCCUGAAGGUGGUGUUUGACCGUUUAAAAGGCAUGGCCCUGGUUCUCUAUAAUGAGAUCGAAUAUGCACAAGCAGCUGUGAAAGAGACCAAAGGGAGAAAAAUCGGUGGGAAUAAGAUUAAGGUGGAUUUUGCAAAUCGGGAAAGUCAGCUGGCAUUUUAUCACUGCAUGGAGAAAUCUGGUCAGGAUAUCAGAGACUUUUACGAAAUGUUAGUAGAAAGAAGAGAGGAACGAAGAGGAUCCUAUGACUACAGCCAAGAGCGCACUUACUAUGAAAACGUUCGUACCCCAGGCACAUAUGCUGAAGACUCCAGACGGGACUACCCAGCUCGAGGGAGAGAGUUCUACUCAGAAUGGGAAACCUACCAAGGAGACUAUUAUGAGUCACGAUACUAUGAUGACCCUCGGGAAUACAGGGAUUACAGGAACGAUCCUUACGAACAAGAUAUUCGGGAAUAUAGCUACAGGCAAAGGGAACGAGAAAGAGAACGUGAAAGAUUUGAGUCUGACCGGGACAGAGACCACGAAAGGAGGCCUCUGGAGCGGAGCCAGAGUCCAGUUCACUUGCGACGUCCGCAGAGUCCCGGAGCAUCCCCCUCUCAGUCCGAGCGGUUGCCGAGUGAUUCUGAGAGGAGGCUUUACAGCCGGUCCUCCGAGCGCAGUGGCAGCUGUAGCUCACUCUCCCCUCCGAGAUAUGAUAAACUUGACAAAUCUCGUUUGGAGCGCUAUACAAAAAACGAAAAGACAGAUAAAGAACGAACCUUUGAUCCGGAGAGAAUAGAGAGAGAGAGACGCUUAAUACGGAAGGAGAAAGUGGAAAAGGACAAAAUGGACAAGCAGAAACGAAAAGGAAAAGUUCCUUCCCCCAGUUCUCAGUCUUCAGAAACAGACCAAGAAAAUGAGAGAGAACAGAGCCCAGAAAAAUCAAGGAGUUCUAAUAAACUGAGCAGAGAGAAAACUGACAAAGAAGGCAUAGCAAAAAACCGCCUAGACCUCAUGCCAUGUGUGGUUUUGACUCGAGUGAAAGAAAAGGAGGGAAAGGUCAUUGACCACACUCCUUUGGAAAAGCUGAAGGCCAAGCUCGAUAAUGACACCAGCAAGUCUUCUACCCUGGAUCAGAAACUGCAGGUCUCUCAGACCGAGCCUGCAAAGUCUGACUUGUCUAAACUGGAGUCUGUUAGAAUGAAAGUGCCCAAGGAAAAGGGGCUUUCGAGCCACAUUGAAGUGGUAGAUAAGGAAGUCAGGCCUAAACCCAGGAAGCACCUAAAACCAGAACAGACUGCUGAUGGGGUAAACACUGUGGAUCUGGAGAAGCUGGAAGCGAGAAAAAGGCGUUUCGCAGAUUCCAAUUUGAAAGCAGAAAGGCAGAAAUCAGAAGUCAAGAAAAGCAGUCCAGAUAUGGAAGAUACUCGGGUGCUUUUAAAAAAGCAGCCCGACAUACCAUCUAGAGAUGUCAUCCUGCUGAGGGAAGGAGAGCCUGAAAGAAAGCCUGCAAGGAAAGAAAUUCUUAAAAGAGAAUCUAAAAAAAUCAAACUGGACAGGCUUAAUACUGCUCCCAGUCCCAAAGACUGUCAGGAGCUUGCCAGUAUUUCUGUCGGGUCUGGCUCAAGACCCAGCUCAGACCUACAAGCAAGACUAGGAGAACCAGCUGGUGAAGCUGUGGAAAACCAAGAAAUCCAAUCAAAAAAACUCAUUCCUUCAAAACCACAACUCAAACAGCUGCAGCUAUCAGAUGAUCAAGGAGCAGAGAGAGAGGAUGUUAGGAAAAACUAUUGCAGUCUUCGUGGUGAAACACCUGAACGUAAAUCAGGCCAAGAGAAACCACAUUCAGCAAACACUGAAGAGAAAAUUGGCAUCGACAUUGAUCACACGCAGAGUUACCGAAAACAGAUGGAGCAGAGUCGUAGAAAACAGCAGAUGGAGAUGGAAAUGGCCAAGUCUGAGAAGUUUGGCAGUCCCAAAAAAGAGGUAGAUGAAUAUGAAAGACGUAGCCUUGUUCAUGAGGUAGGCAAACCUCCUCAAGAUGUCACUGAUGACUCGCCUCCUAGCAAAAAGAAAAGGACGGAUCACAUUGACUUUGAUAUCUGCACCAAGAGAGAGCGGAAUUACAGAAGUUCUCGCCAAAUCAGUGAAGAUUCUGAAAGGACUGGUGGAUCUCCCAGCAUACGCCAUGGUUCCUUUCAUGAAGAUGAUGAUCCUAUAGGUUCCCCUAGGCUGGUGUCAGUAAAAGGGUCUCCUAAAGUAGAUGAGAAAGGUCUCCCGUAUUCUAAUAUAACCGUCAGGGAAGAGUCCUUAAAAUUUAAUCCCUAUGAUUCUAGCAGGAGAGAGCAGAUGGCAGACAUGGCCAAAAUAAAGCUCUCUGUCUUGAGUUCUGAAGAUGAACUAAGUCGCUGGGACUCUCAAAUGAAACAGGAUGCCAGCAGAUUUGAUGUGAGCUUCCCCAACAGCAUAAUUAAGAGAGACAGCCUUCGGAAGAGGUCUGUACGAGAUCUGGAACCUGGUGAGGUGCCUUCUGAUUCUGACGAAGAUGGCGAACACAAAUCCCACUCACCCAGAGCCUCUGCACUGUAUGAAAGUUCUCGGUUGUCUUUUUUGAGGGACAGGGAAGACAAACUACGUGAGCGAGAUGAAAGGCUCUCUAGUUCCUUAGAGAGGAACAAAUUUUAUUCUUUUGCAUUGGAUAAGACAAUCACACCUGACACUAAAGCUCUGCUUGAGAGAGCUAAAUCCCUCUCUUCAUCUCGAGAAGAAAAUUGGUCUUUUCUUGAUUGGGACUCCCGAUUUGCUAAUUUUCGAAACAACAAAGAUAAAGAAAAGGUCGACUCUGCUCCAAGACCUAUUCCAUCCUGGUACAUGAAAAAGAAAAAAAUUAGGACUGACUCAGAAGGGAAAAUGGAUGAUAAAAAAGAUGAUCAUAAAGAAGAGGAGCAGGAAAGGCAAGAAUUAUUCGCUUCUCGUUUUUUACACAGCUCCAUCUUUGAACAAGAUUCCAAACGACUGCAGCAUCUAGAGCGGAAAGAUGAAGAAUCCGACUUUGUUUCUGGUAGAUUAUACGGAAGGCCGGCAUCUGAGGGAACAAACAACGCAACUGAUUUAAUUCAAGAGCCAGUAGUUCUAUUCCAUAGCAGAUUUAUGGAGCUCACACGAAUGCAACAGAAGGAAAAAGAAAAAGACCAAAAACCCAAAGAGGUUGAGAAACAGGAAGAUGCUGAAAAUCAUCCCAAGACCCCCGAAUCUACUUCUGAAAAUAGAGAGUCAGAACUGAAAACCCCGUCUUCAGUUGGGCCCCCUAGUGUCACAGCUGUAACUCCAGAGUCGGCACCAUCUGCACUUGAGAAGACGAAUAGUGAGAAAGCAGUAGAGGUGCCUCAGGUAACAGAAGAGAAAACGAUAGAACCAGCCUCCAUCUCAGAAGAAGCAAAACCUGUGUCCGAAGUGGCUCCUGUCCCCAUGGAACAGCCUGAACAAAUAGACUUGCCCCCAGGGGUGGACACCAGUAAAGACACGGUCGUGACUCCUGCAGUUACAGAAGAAAGCGCAUCAGUCGACCAGCUUCCUUUUCUGGAUGUGAAGCCUCCGACUCCUGGGGCCUCCUUCUCCCAAGCAGAGAACAGUGGAGAUCCAGAACCUGACGGUACUCAGCCGCUUUCCAAACCAGCUCCGAAACCUGAGGAAGCGAAUGAGCCAAAAGUGGAAAAGCCAGACUCGGCCACUCACAUUGAGCCUAGUGCAGAUCAGAAAACUGAAGUUGUUCCUGAAGUUGUUCAGCCUCAAGCUUCUGAAGAUUCAGAGAUUGACCCACCAGUUGCUGUAAAAGAUAAAAAGCCGAGCAAAAGUAAGCGUUCCAAGGCCCCUGUGCAGGCGGCCGCAGCCAGCAUCGUGGAGAAGCCCGUGACACGGAAGAGUGAGCGAAUAGACAGAGAAAAGCUAAAGCGGUCCAGUUCUCCUCGGGGAGAAGCUCAGAAGCUCUUAGAACUGAAGAUAGAGGCAGAGAAGAUUACGAGGACUGCUUCUAAAAACUCUGCUGGGGACCCUGAACACCCUGAACCAAGCUUGCCUCUCAGCCGGACAAGGCGCCGGAACGUAAGGAGUGUCUAUGCAACCAUGGGUGACCAUGAAAGCCGCUCUCCUGUCAAAGAGCCUGUCGAGCAACCACGAGUGACCAGAAAGAGAUUGGAGCGAGAGCUUCAGGAGGCUGCGGCAGUUCCCACCACCCCUCGGAGGGGACGCCCUCCAAAAACUCGCCGUCGGGCCGAUGAGGAAGAUGAGAACGAGGCCAAAGAACCCACAGAAACACCCAAGCCAGCCGAGGGGUGGAGGUCCCCUCGGUCUCAGAAAUCAGCAGCUGCUAGUGGCCCCCAAGGGAAAAGGGGGAAAAGUGAGCCAAAAGUUGAUGCUGAACGUCCUGAGGCUACCACCGAGGUGGCUCCACAGAUAACCACAAAAGAAAAUAACACCAGGUCCAGGGCUGAUAAAGAAGAAGCAGGGAAUGAGCAGAAACGUGAUAGAAGAGAAACCAGCACAGACAAAAACCCACCUGAAGCUCCCCCAGCUGAAGUGGUAGAGAAAAAACCAGCCCCUGAAAAAAACUCCAAAUCCAAGAGAGGGAGAUCUCGGAAUGCUAGGGCAGCAGUCGACAGAUCUGCAAAUCUGAGAAACGUGGACACUGCUGUGAGUCCUGGUGUGGCUGCUGGGGCCGCGGGGCCGGCAGUGGACAGCACAGCUGCAGUGGUGUCCGUCUCCCCUGAGAAAAGCGAGAGUCCUCAAAAGGAGAGUAGUUUAUCAUCCCAGUCGAAAAAUGAUACAGUUGCUCCAGAUAAGGAAGCAGAGAAGGAAGACGCACCUGCCUCUAAGCUGUCCCCAGAAGCCACUCAGUUAGCCAGGCAGAUGGAGCUGGAGCAGGCUGUGGAGAACAUCGCAAAGCUCACUGCAACCUCUGCCUCCGCAGCUUUCAAGGCUGCUGCCGCAGAUGCCCCAGAGGGCCUCGCCACAGAGGCCGGGGACAAGCCUGCACACCAAGCGAGUGAAACGGAACUGGCUGCAGCCAUCGGCUCUAUCAUCAACGACAUUUCUGGGGAGCCAGAAAACUUCCCUGCACCUCCACCUUACCCUACAGACUCCCAGACAGAGCUACAGCCCCCAGCACAAGGGCUGCAGCCCCCUGAGGAAGCACUGGAGCCCGAGACCGAUGAGGCCUUGUCUGGCAUCUUGGAGACUGAGGCUGCUGCAGAAUCUUCUGGGCCAUCAGUCAGCGCCCCUGACCCUUCAGCAGACCCAGCUGAUAGCAAGGAAUCCAAGGGGAACAAUGUUGAAACCCCUCACCCAGCGCAGGAAGCCAAAGGAAAAGAAGCAGAAGUUGCUCUUGCCCGGAAAGACAAAGGGCGCCAGAAGACAACACGAUACCGCCGCAAACGGAACUCUAACAAGAAAGUGGGGGCUGCUGCGGAGACUCAUGUCUCUCAGUCUGACCAGCCCCAGAGCCAGAGUCCUGCUGUGAACGAAGAGACACCGGUGCAACCCCCAGAAGCUCCGCAGGAGGAAAAGCAGAGUGAAAAGCCCCAGCCCACUCCUCAGCUGUGCGCUUCUGACCCAAGUAAGACCCCACCCACAGAGACUCUGUCCCAGGAGAGCCGUGUUGAAGAAAAGACUCCGACCAAAGCGGCUGUGCUCCCAGACCUCGCCCCUCUGCCCCAGCAGGCACCAGUGGAUGACGAACCACAAGCCAGAUUCAAGGUGCAUUCGAUCAUUGAAAGUGACCCGGUGACCCCACCCAGUGACUCCAGUAUCCCCACACCCACGAUUCCUUCUGUGACUCUAGCAAAGCUCCCGCCCCCUGUCAUCUCAGGGGGGACCCCACACCAGAGCCCCCCUACUAAGGUAACAGAGUGGAUCACCAGGCAGGAGGAGUCACGGGCUCAGUCCACUCCCUCUCCAGCCCUGCCCCCAGACACAAAGGCCUCUGACGUUGACACCAGCUCCAGCACGCUAAGGAAGAUCCUCAUGGACCCCAAGUAUGUGUCCGCCACAGGCAUCACUACCACGAGUGUCACCACGGCCAUCUCCGAGCCCGUCAGUGCCACCCCUUGUCUACAUGAGGCACCGCCCCCUCCGGUUGAACCUAAAAAGCCUGUUUUGGAAGAAAAGGCAGCAGCUCCAGUCACAAACACUUCUGAUACACAAGCCUCGGAGGCCCCAGUGGCCACCGACAAAGAAAAGGUGACUCCAGUCAUUGCUCCCAAAAUCACUUCGGUGAUUAGCAGGAUGCCAGUCAGCAUUGACUUGGAGAAUUCGCAGAAGAUAACCCUGGCCAAACCAGCUCCUCCAACGCUGACUGGCCUGGUGAGUGCCCUGACCGGCCUGGUGAAUGUCUCCCUGGUCCCAGUGAAUGCCCUGAAAGGCCCUGUGAAGGGUCCCGUGGCCACACUGAAAGGUUUGGUGAGCACCCCUGCUGGGCCCGUGAACGUCCUGAAGGGGCCCGUGAACGUCCUCACGGGGCCAGUGAAUGUCCUCACCACGCCAGUGAACGCCACAAUGGGCACCGUGAACUGGAGCGGUGACUUCACGGCAGGUGCAGUGACCGCUGCUUCUGGUGGUGGGACUGCCACGACGGGCGCGGUGACUGUGGCCGGUGCGGUGAUUGCGCCAUCAGCAAAGUGCAAACAGAGAACGAACGCUAACGAAAACAGCCGCUUCCACCCUGGUUCCAUGUCCGUGAUUGACGACCGGCCGGCAGACGCUGGCUCUGGCGCGGGGCUGCGUGUGAACACUUCAGAGGGAGUUGUUCUGCUGAGCUAUUCAGGGCAGAAGACUGAAGGCCCACAGCGGAUCAGUGCCAAGAUCAGCCAGAUCCCCCCGGCUAGUGCAAUGGACAUUGAGUUCCAGCAGUCGGUGUCCAAGUCCCAGGUGAAACCUGACUCUGUCACUCCAUCGCAGCCUCCGCCCAAAGGCCCUCAAGCUCCUUCAGGCUAUGCAAAUGUGGCCACCCAUUCUACUCUGGUACUCACUGCCCAGACGUACAACGCCUCUCCUGUGAUUUCGUCGGUUAAGGCUGAUCGUCCAUCCUUGGAGAAGCCUGAGCCCAUUCACCUCUCUGUCUCCACACCUGUCACUCAGGGUGGCACCGUGAAGGUUCUCACCCAGGGCAUAAACACACCCCCAGUGCUGGUUCACAACCAGCUGGUCCUUACUCCAAGUAUAGUCACCACUAAUAAAAAGCUUGCUGACCCUGUCACCCUUAAAAUAGAGACCAAGGUCCUGCAGCCAGCUAACCUGGGGUCCACUCUCACUUCUCAUCACCCUCCUGCCCUGCCUAGCAAACUGCCUGCAGAAGUAAACCAUGUCACCUCGGGGCCAAGCACCCCGACAGAUCGAACUGUCUCUCAUCUGGCAGCCACAAAGCCAGACGCACAUUCUCCUCGACCCAGUGGGCCUGCGCCAUCACCAUUCCCACGGGCCUGCCACCCCAGCAGCACCACGUCCACAGCACUCUCCACUAACGCCACAGUCAUGCUGGCCGCGGGCAUCCCGGUGCCUCAGUUCAUCUCUAGCAUUCACCCGGAGCAGUCUGUCAUCAUGCCGCCCCACAGCAUCACCCAAACUGUGUCCCUUGGCCACUUGUCCCAGGGUGAGGUGAGAAUGAAUACACCCACGCUGCCCAGCAUCACCUACAGCAUCCGGCCAGAGACCCUCCACUCUCCACGGGCCCCGCUACAGCCCCAGCAGAUAGAAGUCAGGGCCCCGCAGCGAGCUGGCACACCUCAGCCUGCUGCAGCUAGUGUGCCUGCACUGGCCUCCCAGCACCCUCCCGAGGAGGAGGUGCACUAUCACCUCCCUGUUGCCCGAGCCGCAGCCCCUGUGCAGUCAGAGGUGCUGGUCAUGCAGUCUGAGUACCGGCUGCACCCCUACACCGUUCCCCGGGAUGUGCGGAUUAUGGUGCACCCACACGUGACUGCGGUCAGUGAACAGCCCAGGGCAGCAGAUGGGGUGGCAAAGGUGUCGCCAGCCAGCAAGUCAGCAGUCGGUGUCCAAGUUCCUCAGCAGCCAGUGAAAGAAGCUGCCAAGACGUCUGAGGCGAAAACAGCCUCGGCCCCUGCCCCUCAUGGGGAGGCCCGCAUCCUCACCGUCACUCCCAGCAACCAGCUCCAGGGGCUGCCCUUGACUCCUCCUGUGGUGGUGACCCACGGGGUGCAGAUUGUGCACUCCAGUGGGGAGCUGUUCCAGGAAUACAGGUACGGCGACAUCCGAGCUUACCAUGCCCCAGCCCAGCUCACACAUGCUCAGUUUCCUGCGUCUGCUUCAGUUGGCCUACCCUCCCGGACCAAGACUCCUGCCCAGGGCCCUCCUGAAGUUGAACCCGUGCAGCCCGCCCAGCCUGUGCAGCCCACUCAGCCUGCCCAGCCUGCACCGCCAUGCCAGCCCUCCCAGCUCGGCCAGCCUGGCCAGCCACCAGGCAGCAAGAUGCCACAGGUGUCCCAGGAGGCAAAGGGGACCCAGACAGGAGUGGAGCAGCCUCGCCUCCCAGCUGUCACUGCAAACAGGCCACCUGAGUCUCAUGCCCAGGCUCAGAGGGCACCAGUGGAGACGGGCCAGACUUCUUAUCCCUCUCCCGUGUCUAUUUCUACGAAGCCCGACCUCCCGACCCCACUUCCUGCUCAGGCUGCCCCAAAGCAGCCGUUGUUUGUCCCCACAACUUCAGGCCCCAGCACGCCACCUGGACUGGCUCUGCCCCACACGGAAGCCCAGCCAAACCCUAAACAAGAUUCCUCUUCACACUUGACAUCCCAGAGACCUGUGGAUAUGGUUCAGCUUUUGAAGAAGUACCCCAUCGUGUGGCAGGGCCUGCUCGCCCUCAAGAACGAUACAGCUGCUGUGCAGCUCCACUUUGUCUCCGGCAACAACGUCCUGGCCCAUCGGUCCCUGCCCCUGUCUGAAGGAGGCCCUCCCCUGAGGAUCGCCCAGAGGAUGCGGCUGGAGGCCUCCCAGCUGGAAGGGGUUGCCCGCAGAAUGACGGUGGAGACGGAUUACUGUCUGCUGCUGGCUCUGCCCUGUGGCCGGGACCAAGAGGACGUCGUGAGCCAGACCGAGUCCCUCAAAGCUGCCUUCAUCACGUACCUGCAGGCUAAGCAGGCAGCAGGGAUCAUCAACGUUCCCAACCCUGGCUCCAAUCAGCCCGCCUAUGUGCUGCAGAUCUUCCCGCCCUGCGAGUUCUCUGAGAGUCAUCUGUCUCGUCUGGCCCCCGACCUCCUUGCCAGCAUCUCCAAUAUUUCUCCCCACCUCAUGAUUGUCAUUGCCUCUGUGUGAACCAUGGAAUGGUCACCUCCCUGGUUUGUUGUCCCGAGGCUCCACAGCAAAAAGAAAAAAGGAAAAAAAAAAAAAAAAAGAACAAGAACACAGGACAACCCACCCAAGUGGAGGAGGAAGCUGCCCAAGGGGGCAGACUGCACUGCCAGGUGGCCAGCCUCCACUCUCCUGCCGUGGCUCGGCCUGCAGACCCGUGCUGGGCAGUGGUGCUGCUCCCCGGAUGUUUACACGAUGCUCUCUAGCCCAGGACCCACCACCGACCUUGGACUCUUAGACACGUUGGAGCUGGCGUGCUCUCCUCUUUUUGGAGAAAAGGAACAGGGCAGUGGAGUUAAUUUUUUUGUUUGUUUUUAAGAAACAAGAAAACAACUGCCUUUGCACUAAAUUAGUGACUUGGACUUUUGCACAGUGAAGACAGGCUGCGACAUUCUGGACGUCUUGGUGUAUAUGAACGCCCAUCUUGGACUCUGACGCAGGACUUGGAACUUCUGCUGACACCUUG